Molecule: messenger RNA, 6212 nt
Organism: Impatiens glandulifera
Lineage: Eukaryota; Viridiplantae; Streptophyta; Magnoliopsida; Ericales; Balsaminaceae
Exons: 19
Coding region: 1-5841 (1946 amino acids)
Biological process (GO): base-excision repair
Molecular function (GO): DNA N-glycosylase activity; 4 iron, 4 sulfur cluster binding; DNA demethylase activity
Source: RefSeq, a predicted model, not a curated record
AUGAAUCAACGAGGAUUUAUGGCUCCACCUGAAAACAAUGCUAAGUUCGGUUCAUCUUUCUAUCCUCUAAUUCCAGCUAAACCACCACCCAUUCUUUCAAGGCAAAAUGGCUAUCCAAUCGAAGCACACGUCAACCAACAACAAGAAUUCACCCCGGUUCGCCAUUUCAGAAAGAGCAAGGGCCUCACCAUUCGGGCGGCGGCCUUGCAUCGAAACGAGGGUCUAUACAACCACCAAGAUCUUCCAACCCAAAAUGUAAGUUUUCAUUCUAAUUCGAACUCUUACAUGCCUACAUUACCCAUCAUAGAAGGCUCGUCGUGGAAUGAUAACAACUUGAGUAGUACAAAAGGUCCAAAUGAAGGACCGUCUUGGGCUAUUACGUCUAAGGAUAAUCUUAUGCUAGUCAAGGGGAAAGCGAUUGCAGCCUUAGAAACCCCAAAACCCAUUGAAGAAAACACACCACCACAAACCAACCUAGAUUCCUUUUCUCAUCUAAACGACAGCAACUGGACAGAUUGCAAUUUUACCAAAUUAUUGAUGGAAACUGAAGAUUUCGGCCUUGAUUCACUUCUGUGGAGCAAUACAGACAUCUUUACAGAAACUGCUAGAGAUGAAUCAGCAGCAUUGGAAUUUAAACCAGUCUACGAUCUAAACUCACCACCAGAAUCUGAGGCCGAUGCUAUCUCUUGUGGAACAAAUUUGUUCAAAUUUAGAGUAGCGACCCCAGAUCAUACGAAGCAAGUUGAGAGCCGAUAUCAUGUAUCAGCAGAUGAGAAUUCCAGUCAGGAGAAGGAAUUUGCAGUUCCUGCUGAAAAUGUGAAUGUCCUUGAAACAUUAGCAGCUAAUGGUUCUUCAGAGGUUAUUGAUAUAAACAUCUUACAGCAGCAGGAAGGAGGUAAAGGUACUGACCCGAACAAGACUCCAAAGCAGAAAACACCCAAAAGACGCAAGCACAGGCCAAAGGUUAUCAUUGAAGGAAAAGCCAAAAAGAUUCCAAAGGCGGCUAAGGGUAAGGGUGUAAAGAAGACCAGUCUAGGUGAAAAGAGAAAAUACGUGCGAAAGAGCAACCUGGUGGAAAUGGAAAAUGGUGCAACUAAUUCCAAGGAGAAGAAGCUGAAUGGCAAGAGAAAGUAUGCCAGGAAGAAUAAAGAACCAAUACCUGAACACCAACCAGAAACAAGUACAAAAUCAUGCAGGAAAGCAUUGGAUUUUGACCUGGAAAUUGAACAAGGGCUUGAAAUCCAGAUGGAAGCAAGAAAUGAAGUGAAUCAAGUUGUUGAGACAGAUCAACAUAAUGCUUGUACUGUGCAAAAUCUGAAUCCAAUAGCGAGAAGAUUAAAGAUAGGCCAAUCGGACCAAACUAGAGAGCAAAAUAACCAAGUGACCGCUGCUCAAGAAAACCUCUUUCAUGAUAUUAGACAGACAGAUGAGAAUUCCGGAAUCUUGGAAGGGAAUCCAUUGCUUAGCAAGAGAAGCAGCAGUGACCAUUUAGUGACUGGACCAGAAUUCCUUAAGAAAAUGAGAACAGAGAAUGGUUUUCUUCAAAUGCCACUUAACUCUCCUCCAACUGUUCCAAGUAGUUCAAAACGUAUUUCAACCAGUGUAAGGAACUUCAACAUGUUAAGCAGUCCAAAUUGCUAUUACUUUGGAGAUGGGUUAAUUUCCAGAGUAAAUGAUACAUUCACAACUAACAACAGUGUUGAUUUUAGCUCUCAUUCAGAGGCUGCCAUGCCAAAUACACACCAGCCACAGACUGUGGCUUCCUUUCCGUUCAAUAUUGAAAAUUCUCAAAGUUCAGUCUAUUUGUGCAAUAAUAUCCUGGGAAUGCCUCACACAGACCAGCAAUCGUUGAGCCAAAACCAGAGAGCCUUUUCAGUUGGUUAUCAUCAGCAAGGAACAAAAUCCAGUGAGAUCAAGGCAUUACAAGAGCAGCAUUUGGAACAAGGAGCGCCAUCCAAAGUAGUGGUGACUGAUAAGAAUAAAACCAUCUCCCGAAAGCAGAAGCAUGGAUUGAACUGUACUCCUAAUGUGUCCGUCAAUGAAAAAGCAGGCCUACUACAAAAGGAGAAGGAGAAAAUAAUUACAGUUGAUCAACUAAUUGACAGAUUAAAGGAUCUAAGUAUCUACGAUUAUAGGGAAACAACAAAAGGCAAAAUGGCACUUGUGCCCUACAAAGAAGUUGACGCAGUUGUUCCUUACGAAGGAUUCGACAUUGGCAAGAAGAAGCAGCAACGUCCAAAAGUAGACCUUGACCCGGAGACAGAUAGAGUCUGGAAAUUACUAAUGGGUAGUAAGGAAGGAAGUGAAGCCAAUGAAGCUGAAGAUAAAGAUAAAGCCAGUGAAAAAUGGUGGGACGAAGAAAGGAAAGUAUUCCAUGGACGAGUAGAGUCUUUUAUUGCGCGCAUGCAUCUUGUCCAAGGAGAUAGACGUUUCUCGCGAUGGAAGGGAUCGGUAGUGGACUCCGUCAUAGGAGUAUUUCUUACUCAAAAUGUUUCAGACCAUCUAUCAAGCUCGGCGUUCAUGUCCCUUGUUGCAAAAUAUGCCGCUCCAAAGGAAAGCCCAGUCCAAAAUUGGUUCCAAGGCGAAUCAAGUGUAUCAGAAAAGGCACCAAUUCUUCAAGAGAAUCUUUUCACGCAUGUUGUAUCAGAAAAGGCACAAAUUCUUCACGAGAAUCUUUUCACACGUAUAUCAGAAAAUGCACCAAUUCUUCACGAGAAUCUUUUCACGCAUGUUGUAUCAGAAAAGGCACCAAUUCUUCGCGAGAAUCUUUUCCCACAUGUUGUAUCAGAAAAGGCACCAAUUCUUCACGAGAAUCUUUUCACACAUGUUGUAUCAGAAAAGGCACCAAUUCUUCACGAGAAUCUUUUCACACAUGUUGUAUCAGAAAAAGUGCCAGAACGCCCAAGCGUACCUAAUUCCUACAGCAAGCAAGGUAAGGAGGAUUUUGGUUCUUCAGAUAAUCCAAAUUGUGAUCUUCAACUCCAUGAUGAAGUUAUAUCUUGGGUAGAACCUAGUUCUAAACCACAAAAAAGUAUGAAUCGUCUCCAUUAUCCUUCUUCAUCUACUCAUUUCCAUACAACAGCUCAAACUACAACAUUUGAGGAAUGGAGGUCUCGAGACCAACUGUUUCAUAGGUCUACUGAUCUGAAUUUUCGUAGGAAUGAUGCAACAGAAGUUAGGAGACAAUUUUCCUUGUUGGACAAAUAUGAUGACGCAAAAUACUUAUCCACUGGUGCCUUCGCAAAAACAGAUUUUUAUCCGAUUAAUGCAAUAAUGCAGCCGACAACACCAGAGAAGGGAAGAGGUAGUUUUUCUUUGUUUGGAAAUGAAAGCACUUCUUCCGUGUCUCCAUUUUGGUCUGAAGUUUCCAGCUCAAAGAUGAAUCAUUCAAGCAAAAACAUUGGAAAUAAGGCAAAGGACAUAGUAAGUACGGUCGUCCAAAAUAGAAGGACUUCACUUUAUGAAGCACAAAGAAAUGGUUUAUUAAGUGAACAUAUGAGCAGGAAUCCAAUUCAAGAACAAUGUUUCCCCAUUUCCUCACCUUAUAUCAACAAGUACACAAAUUCUGCAGAUACCCAUAACCAAGAGAAACUGUCCUUACAACAUCAGAAAGGAUUCAAUAGAGUACCCUCAAGACAUGAGCAAAUGAGCAGCAAAAUUCAAAUUGGUGACAGACAACAAGUUCCAAUCAGCCCAAACAAGGGGAUAUUUAUGUAUGAUGAAAUGCCGAAUUUUGAUAAUGUGGGUAGACAACAAGUUCCAAUCAGUCCAAACAAGGGGAUAUUUCCGUCUACUGAAAUGCUGUAUUUAGAUAAUGGGAGUAGACAAGUUCCAAUCAGCCCAAACAAAGGGAUAUUUCUGUCUGAUGAAAUGCUGAAUUUAGAUAAUGGGAACAGACAACAAGUUCCAAAUCAUCCAAUGUACAAGAGGCAAGCAAUCAUCCCAGACAAGAGGAUAUUUGUGGCUGAUGAAACACCGAUAUUAGAAAACGGGGGAAGACAGCAAGUUCCAAAUGAUCCAAUGUACAAGAGACAAACAAACAGCUCAGAAAAGAGUACAUUUGUGGGUGAUGACAUACUGAAAUUAGAUAAUGGAGCAGUUGAUAGUGUAAGUGCAAAGGAACAUGUACAUUCUUCUGGUGAGUCAAAUCAUGGAACGGCUGUGAAUACCUCAAGCAAAAAGAAGGCAAAGCCCGAGAAUGAGAAAGCUAAACCAUUUGACUGGGACAGUUUGAGAAGAGAUGUGGAGGCCAAUGGGAAAAGAAAAGAGAGACGCAGUGAUGCAAUGGACUCAUUAGAUUAUGACGCAAUAAGAAAAGCAACUGUUCGUGAAAUCUCAAAUACAAUCAAAGAAAGAGGAAUGAACAACAUGUUGGCUGAACGCAUCAAGGACUUUCUUGAUCGACUGGUCAAAGAACAUGGAGCAGUUGACCUUGAAUGGUUGCGAGAUGUCCCUCCAGAUAAAUCAAAGGACUUUCUUUUGAGUAUUCGAGGAUUAGGGUUGAAAAGCGUAGAAUGUGUGCGGCUAUUAACACUCCAUCAUCUUGCUUUCCCGGUUGACACUAAUGUUGGAAGGAUAGCUGUGAGGCUUGGGUGGGUUCCACUUCGACCUCUGCCUGAGUCACUUCAGCUACAUCUCCUUGAACUGUAUCCAAUGCUUGAGACAAUUCAAAAAUAUUUAUGGCCUAGGUUAUGCAAGCUCGAUCAGAGAACACUAUAUGAACUACACUACCAAAUGAUUACAUUUGGAAAGGUUUUCUGCACUAAAAGCAAACCAAAUUGUAAUGCAUGCCCGUUGAGAGGAGAAUGCAGACAUUUUGCAAGUGCUUUUGCAAGUGCGAGGCUAUCCUUACCAGGUCCAGAAGAAGGAGGAAAGAUAGUAUUUACUUCAAGUGUUCCAACUCCUGUAAAAAUGAAGCCUUUACAACUUCCUACAGCUUCUAACAGCAUUUUAUCCGAAGAGUUGGGAUCUAUAAAUCGUACUUAUGAACCUAUUGUUGAGGAACCAGCCUCCCCACCAGAGCCAGAAAGAGUUGAAAUAACACAAAGUGAUAUUGAGGAUUUAUUUUACGAGGACCCUGAUGAAAUUCCCACUAUCAAACUGAAUAUUGAAGAGUUCACACAGAAUCUGCAUAGUUACAUGCAAGAAAACAUGGAUCUACAAGAAAGUGAUUUUUCCAAAGCCUUGGUUGCAUUGACUCCAGAGAUUGCUUCUAUCCCAGCUGCUAAACUGAAGAAUGUGAGUCGAUUAAGGACGGAGCAUCAAGUGUAUGAACUUCCAGAUUCACAUCCACUCCUAAAAGAGAUGGAAAGACGAGAACCAGAUGAUCCCAGUCCAUAUCUUCUAGCUAUAUGGACACCUGGUGAAACUGCUAGUUCUAUUCAACUACCAGAAAGAAGUUGUGGGUCUCAAGAUACAAGCAAUUUGUGCAAUGAAAGCACAUGUUUUUCAUGCAAUAGUAUAAGAGAAGCAAAUGCACAAAUAGUACGGGGAACACUUCUGAUACCAUGUCGUACAGCAAUGAGGGGAAGUUUUCCACUCAAUGGCACAUAUUUCCAAGUCAAUGAGAUGUUUGCUGAUCAUGAAUCAAGUGUUAAUCCAAUCAAUGUUCCAAGAUCAUUAUUAUGGAACUUACCGAGAAGGACCGUAUGCUUUGGAACAUCGGUGACAUCCAUAUUUAAAGGGUUGUCAACUGAGGGAAUUCAGCAAUGCUUCUGGAGAGGAUUUGUUUGUGUGAGGGGAUUCGAUCAAAAAUCAAGAGUACCUCGACCUCUCUUAGCCAGAUUGCACUUCUCAGCAAGCAAAUUGGUGAAAGUGAAAAACGACGAGAAAAAAAAGUAAAUUCUGAUCUGGUAGAAGCAGAAAGAGUUAGAUGAUCUAAAGGAAAACUUCAUUUGGUAUACAUUAAUCUUAGAACAACAGGUCAUUGGACUAACUAACUGGUUGUACAUACAAUUAUAUAACCUCUAGCAUGAGGUUCUCUCUUGAGGCGCAUUUUCCAUUUUCAUCCUUCCCAGCAUUUAGUUUAGGGUGUAAAUCAUAAGGCCAUGUUUGGUUCAAUUCUUGCUCAUAAAGGAGCCAUUUUUUAUUUUAAUUUAUUAUUUAUCAUAAAUGAGUUGGAAAGAGAAGAGAAGAAUGUAAUUGGUACUCUUGAAAUUGAUGUAUGCUAGAUGCUUAGUGAAAUAAUCACAUUAGUUUAAACUUUGAAAGCA